AUGGCCGAGGAGGAGAAUGCACGCUUGCGUCGGGAGUUGGAGGAUGCAUUGGCGCGUGCCGCCGAAGAGCGGGCGGGACGGGAAGAAGCGUUGGCGCGUGCUGCUGCGUCGGAUGCGCGCGCCGCAGCCACAGCGUCGGUCCUAUGCGUGGCGGACGGGCGCCUCGGCACCGUCCCCGACCUCCGGGCGUUCAUGGCUGCGUACGUCCGCGACGUGUGGCCGGCCGCGCCCGACGAGCUCGACGCCGCCGUCGCUGCUGCACUCGCCGAGUAUGUCCCGAGCGAGCGUAGCGCGAACGAGUCGGCCGAGUUCAGCUCGCACUCGAGCUCGAGCCAGCGCGGGCUCCGGUUCUCUGCGUUCCGGCGGCACCUGGAGGACGAUGUUGUCGUCAAACUCGUGCGAAGCGACGUGAUGAGCCUCCUCGGCGGAGCAGUGGCCGGCGCGCUCGGGGCCGGCGUCGCCGACACGCUUGUGGCCGACCUCGAGCUCGCCCGCUCGUUCCUCGUCGUCGAACGAGCGCGUCAGCGCGCGGUAGCCGAGGCGGCGGGGGCAAGCAGCUCGUCGGCGGCAGUCUCGGAGGACUCGGUGGUCUUCUACGUCGCGCAGUGGUGGCUCGGGCAAGCGGCGGGCGCGGUGGCCGACGCGUGGCAGGUCUUUGACGGGCGCGGCGCCGAGGUCUCGGUGACGGUGCCCGUCACGGACCGCACGGCGCGGAGCUACACGGGCAAGACGGACGUCUUUGUGGGGCUCGGCGCAGCGAGCGCCGACGCCGACGCCGCAGUCGAGGUCGAGCUUGGUCUCUGGUUUCUCGCCGAGCUCAAGCGGCCGUUCGACCGGCUGGCGGGCGGGGGCGGGAGCGCCAAGGACCAGCUCCUCCUCGAGGUUGCGGCGUACGCGACGUCGCGGGAGGCAUCACGCGCCGAGGAGGCUCCGUGGCGUCCGAUGGUCGGCGUCGUGACCGACCUCUUCCGCGUCAACGUGGCGUUCGACCUCCCCGACUCGGCGUGGGACGACGGGCCGUGGCAGCUGGGGCUGGGCACGCGCGUGGUGACGCCGGCGGCCGAGUACGUGCGCGUCGUGUUGGGCGCGCUGGUCCUCGCGUACUGGGACGACGUCAGCGAGGGCGUGCGGGCGGCAGCCUCUGCUGAAGGGGCGGCGUCCGUGAGCGCUUGGGUGGAGCGCCUCGUGGCGGACGAGGACGUCGACGUCUUUGCGAGCGAGGAAGGCUCGUCUGAUGAUGAGACAGAGGCUGAUGACACGACACCCCGGCCACGGCGCGCGCUCCGGUCGGGCGCGGCGCGGUCGAGCGCCGCGCCGACGGCUGCGUCGAGCAGCGCCUCGUCGUCGUCGCACGGCUCUGGUGCGCGCGCAAGCCAGGGGAGCGUGGAAAAGCGCUUUCAGCGCGUCGCCGCGACGCGCGAGGCCUUGCUCGAGAUCGUGGGUAACACGGUGGCGAGCCGGUAA
Messenger RNA from Thecamonas trahens ATCC 50062, 1464 nucleotides. RefSeq lists its product as uncharacterized. Lineage: Eukaryota; Apusomonadida; Apusomonadidae. The transcript has a single exon. Bases 1 to 1464 code for a protein of 487 amino acids. The record is from RefSeq and is a predicted model, not a curated record.